AAUACGAAAAAUUACCGAUCGAUCGUUCGCUCUACAUGUCGCCGCCGACGAUAUUCGUACAUUUCAAUUCCGGACCUUCGCAUGAGCAAACAUAUUGUGAUCUUUAAUCUUCAAAGUUGACUCGACCCGUACUCGAUUGAACACAAAGGGUUUACUUCGACGGCGCCGCGACUCAUUUGAGUCGGCGCGCUUUUAAGCCGCCAUCAUGUUGCGACCGGCGACACCUUUGACGGUGCUGCUUUUCGCGGCUUUCGUCAUGCUGUUGCUCGCAGUCCUGUCGACUCCCAUCAUUAAAGCGAUUCCUCUAGGUACAUACAAAGGCGUGAGCUUUGGAGUCUUUGGGAAUUGCGACGGCAGCCGGUGUACUUCGAUCGAGAUUGGAUAUGAUACAUCCAAACUCUUUUCCGCAAGCGACUCGGCCACUUUCGAUUUGCCCGCUCCGACGCGGACGACGUUAUCCGCCAUUCUUGUGGUCCACCCAGUUGCGUGUCUACUAACACUUAUAAUGCUGAUACUUGCUAUUGUCGCUCAUCUUCAUUCGCCUUCUCAUUCGUCGCGCUAUUUGUUACUACUGUUUAUUUUCGGCAUCAUUACAUUUUUAGUAUGCCUCCUCGCCUUCUUAAUCGAUGUCCUACUUUUCGUUCCUCAUAUGGCUUGGGGCUCCUACAUCGUCCUAGCCGCCACAAUUCUUGUAUUCUUGAGUUUUAUCGUCUCAUGUGCCAUGAGGCGCACAUUGGUUAGCAGAAAGGCGAGGAAGAGGCGGAUUGCAGAGAACGCCGAAAUGAGUGGAGAGAACUAUUAUAAUCGCCAGGCUCAAGUUGAUCCACCUCCCAGUACUACCACCGAUAUUUCCCGACAACCAACCGUUCCGGUGGUUAGCGGAGCAAACGGACCAACUGAUAAAUUACCUGGUUUCACUACAUAUGAGAAGAGGGACGACCGUAGCAGUGAAGAACGUAUACCGUUAACCGCCAGGAGCCCAUCUGAUAGAUCUCCGAAUAAUGUCGCUGCUGAUACGAGUAUGUCGGGUGCUACGUAUAUUGCGCCUUCACGUGCAGGCUCGAACAGUUCAGCUCCGAGAGACCAGUAUGGCAACCCGAUAGACCAGGCUCAGGAUAACUAUAAAGUGCGACGAGGUCCAUCUUUCGAACAAAUGCCUGCACGAGGUCGCGGUGGUGGGGGUUAUAGAGGACGGGGUGGUUACCGAGGCGGCUACGGCGGACCAUAUGGACCGCCUGGUGGAAGGGGUGGAUACGGUCCACCGCCAAACGGCAGAGGCGGCCGCGGUGGGUAUGGCCCACCACCCAACGGUCGAGGAGGCUACGGCCCGCGUGGGGGUUACGGUCCUGGUCUUGGUCCCAACGGAAUGAGGGGUGGCAGAACACCGCCGCCGAAUUAUCCUGGUGGUGGACCUUAUGACCGAAGACCCUCCCCAGCUGCCGCUUAUGGGGACUAUGCUCCCAAUCGACAAGUAUCCCCACCGCCUCCGGGUGGCCCUUAUAACAUGGAACCAUCCUUACCGAAUGUCUCGGCUGGUCUAAACGAAGGGGGUGGCUUUCAAGCAUAUAAUCCGGGUCGUGUAAGUGAGUUGCCUAGAGCCGAAUCCCCACCGCCGCUACCGGGUGUGGAUGAUAUGCCUGGAGGAGGACAUGUUGGUCAAGCUGUGGAAAUGGAUGCUUCCACAGGAAGUCCCGCCCAUCCUCCGCAGGGCUUUGGUCAAUUCAACAACCAACUCAGAGAUAGUGAUGUCGACGUGGCUGGUAUGUUAGCUUUGCAACAAGCGAGGACUUCCAACGCUCAACGACAUGACACUUUCAUGAGUGAAGGUAGCAGAUACAGUCAAGAUGACCAAUAUGUCCCACCCCGACAAGGAUGGAGAGAUGGGCCUACUCGUCCUUCAGCACUCCCUUCGCCUCUUCAAAUCCCUACUCGGUCGAACGAACUUGGUGGUGAAACACCCCCGCCUCCCAUGCCACAACAACCGCAGCAACCGCCAGCGGCUGGUGAUGGAGGUAAUUACUACGAAGAUGUAGAUCCCCGUUUCACUGAGUCUGCUUCUAGACCGCAGCAAGCCGCCCAUGACGAACCAACCGGCCCUGUGGGUUAUGAAGACAUCCCACCCCAACCAAGGAGUCCAGCGAUGUCUGAGCAGUCAGGUUUUACUUCAGUCUCUCAAAGAGGUAUAAACCCUCGGUGGAACCCGCCUCCCGGUCAGGGAUAUAACCAGCAAAUGCCACCACGAAAGCCGGUGAACCGGAACGAAGUGAAUGUUCUUAAUAGUAACCCGGACUUCCAGCUACCGUCAAAUCGUGGUGGACCAAGUGCUGGUGGAGCUGGUAUGAUUCCUGGGAGCGCGUACCCUGGCUUAUAAUAACUCGCACUCAUUCAUAUCCUCUUUGUUCACCGUGGGGCUUACGUGAGCUUCUCAGACCGCAUUACUGAUACAGCAUAUGCGGUUUUCUAACUUCAGGCACAAACCUGUUGAAACACCCUUUUCAUCACUAAGACAUGAUCCGACUAGGUUCUACUGCCGACAUCUCCUUUUUCGUACUCUAUUCCGAUAUACCCUCCUAUGUACACAACUUUUCUCUUCGACAUGCAACUACUUUGACACCUCACUUUGACAUCCCCUGCCGGCAUCAGAAAUAUGGACCUUGUUGAGGAAUGCGUCAUUAUGGAUUCUAGACGGCGAAUACUCGUCGUCAUUUAUGAGACUAUACUUCAGUUACAGAUACUUUGAAUACUUCAACUCGGCUGGCGUAAGGAGCCGAUGGG
This is a messenger RNA of Hypoxylon trugodes, 2775 nucleotides long. Its product is annotated as pali-domain-containing protein. The record is from RefSeq and is a predicted model, not a curated record. Gene Ontology annotation, cellular component: growing cell tip; cell division site; plasma membrane. The transcript has 3 exons. NCBI's taxonomy places the organism in Eukaryota, Fungi, Ascomycota, Sordariomycetes, Xylariales, Hypoxylaceae. Bases 206 to 2371 code for a protein of 721 amino acids.